Petromyzon marinus (sea lamprey) is the source of this 2276-nucleotide messenger RNA. NCBI's taxonomy places the organism in Eukaryota, Metazoa, Chordata, Hyperoartia, Petromyzontiformes, Petromyzontidae. The record is from RefSeq and is a predicted model, not a curated record.
GGGCGGCAGCUGACCCUGACGAGAGCCGCGGUGCUCGUGACAGGCGGACGAGGAGCAGAUCGCUUCCACCACCACCACCACCACGACUCAGCAGCAGCAGCAGCCAUUCACCAUCACCAUCAUGUCAGCUCCCCAGCACUACGAUGUGGUCGUGGUCGGAGCUGGGAUCUCUGGGCUGUAUGCUGCGCGCCACCUCGCACACCACGGAGUCAAGGUCCUGGUGCUGGAGGCGCGCGACCGCGUUGGGGGUCGAACUUUCACCAUCCAGGGCCCCGAGUUCGGCUACGUGGACGUGGGGGGCGCCUACGUGGGGCCCACCCAGGACCGAAUCCUGGGCCUGGCGCGCGAUCUGGGCGUGCAGACCUACCGCGUGAACGAGCGGGAGCGCCUCCUGUACUACAAGCACGGCCGUGCAUCCCCCUUCCGGGGGGCCUUCCCCACGCUCUGGAACCCUUUGGCCAUCCUAGACCUCAAUAACCUCCUGCGCACGCUGGACCAGAUGGGGGAGGAGAUCCCGGCUGACGCCCCCUGGGACGCCCCGCACGCCCUUGAGUGGGAUCACAUGACCAUGAAACAGCUGCUGGACAAACUGUGCUGGACCAAGGUGACGCGGGACUUUGGCACGCUGUUUGUAAACGUGAACGUGACCUCUGAACCCCACGAGGCCUCUGCCCUUUGGUUCCUCUGGUACCUGAAGCAAUGCGGGGGGACGGCGCGCAUCUUCUCCACCACCAACGGAGGGCAGGAACGCAAGUUCGUGGGGGGCUCGUCGCAGAUCAGCGAGCGCAUGGCGGAGUCUCUGGGGGACCGCGUGAAAUUGAGCUCCCCCGUGACGCGAAUCGAACAGCAACAGCCCCCAGGCUCCUCUGGGCGGGUUCACAUCCACACAGAGGGGGGAGCCCAGUACAUGGCCGACUUUGCGGUGCUGGCACUGCCCCCCGCCAUGCUGGCGCGGGUGGAGCUGGCGCCGGCCCUGCCGCCGGUGCGGGCGCAACUCCUGCAGCGCCUGCCCAUGGGGUCCGUGGUGAAGUGCAUGGUGUACUACCGCUCAGCCUUCUGGAGGGACAAGGACUUCUGCGGCACAAUGAUGAUUCUGGACGAGGAGUCUCCCAUCGGUCUCACCAUGGACGACUGCAAACCGGACGGAUCCUACCCGGCCAUCAUGGGUUUCAUUUUGUCCCGGAAGGCGCGGAGGCUCGCAUCGCUGAGCAAGGAGGAACGGUGUCGCAGGAUCUGUGACGUGUAUGCUCGCGUUCUGGGCUGUGAGGAGGCGCGGCACCCCGUGCACUACGAGGAGCGUAAUUGGGGGGAGGAGGCGUUCUCUGGGGGCUGCUACACAGCAGUGUGUGCACCGGGAACCCUCACGGACUUUGCCCGGGGGAUGAGGGAGCCGCUGGGCCGGCUGCACUUUGCUGGCACGGAGACGGCGACGCGGUGGAGCGGCUACAUGGAUGGCGCCAUCCAAGCCGGGGAGCGCGCCGCUCGCGAGAUUCUGCACGAGAUGGGGAAGAUAUCACGGAGCGAGAUCCUCACGGAGCCCGAGCCUUGUCUGGAAGUCCCCGCGUUGCCGAUGCGGCGCUCCCUGCUGGAGCGAGCGCUCCCCUCCGUGGGGGGCCUCCUACGCCUCCUGGGCUUCACGGGGGCCCUGGCGGCCGCCGCCACUACGGCGGCCCUCGUAGCGGGCCGGAGGGGCCACCUCGCCCUGCGCUAGCGGAGACACGGGGCUGGUUGUCAUGGUGACGGGAUGUGUGGUUGUCAUGGUGACGGAGGGGGUUGUCUGGUUGUCAUGAUGACGGGAUGUGUGGUUGUCAUGGUGACGGAGGGGGUUGUGUGGUUGUCAUGAUGACGGGAUGUGUGGUUGUCAUGGUGACGGAAGGGGGUUGUGUGGUUGUCAUGAUGACGGGAUGUGUGGUUGUCAUGGUGACGGAGGGGGUUGUCUGGUUGUCAUGACGACGGGAUGUGUGGUUGUCAUGGUGACGGAGGGGGUUGUCUGGUUGUCAUGAUGACGGGAUGUGUGGUUGUCAUGGUGACGGAGGGGGUUGUCUGGUUGUCAUGACGACGGGAUGUGUGGUUGUCAUGGUGACGGAGGGGGUUGUCUGGUUGUCAUGACGACGGGAUGUGUGGUUGUCAUGGUGACGGAGGGGGGUUGUCUGGUUGUCAUGAUGACGGGAUGUGUGGUUGUCAUGGUGACGGAGGGGGUUGUCUGGUUGUCAUGACGACGGGAUGUGUGGUUGUCAUGGUGACGGGUGCCGUCUCUGAAUAAACCCUCACCUUCA